UUUAGUGAGAGUGAAGGAAAGUUGGGGUUUUUGGGAGAGGUUAUGUGUGAUAAACAACUCUUUGGAGGGGGGCAUUUAUUAAUCAAACUUUUAUCUACAAUUAUUUAGUUUUUGGGGUCAAUGGAACAAUCUGAGAUUGUUUGCUGGGAGAGGUAUGUUCUCUUGUGUUUUGUUGUGGGGAUAACAUGUUUGAUUGAUAAAUUACGUAAAGUGUGGGAGUAGUGGUGGAUAUUACUGAAAAAUGUGCAGUGCAAGUGGUGUCGUGAGGAGCUUCAUUAGUGAGGUUAGGAUCAGUGCAGUGUGAAAAGUGUUUUGUGUUAUUUUUUCAUUGUUGUGAGUUUUGUUGACAAAAUGGAUAAGACCACAACAGCCGAGUGUUUGACCCUCGAUUUUGGACCCUUUGGGACUGUCCAUCGAUGGCAACAGAUGCCCGAUUGUGAUGAGUUCGUUGGAGCUAGACGAAGUAAGCACACAGUGGUAUCGUAUAAAGACGCAAUCUACGUAUUUGGUGGGGACAAUGGAAAGCGCAUGUUAAAUGAUCUUCUCCGUUUCGACGUUAAAGAAAAAUCAUGGGGACGUGCCUUUGCCACUGGCACUCCCCCAGCCCCUCGUUAUCACCAUUCAGCGGUGGUUCACGACAGCUCGAUGUUCGUAUUCGGUGGUUAUACCGGUGACAUUCACUCGAAUUCCAACUUGACCAAUAAAAACGAUCUCUUUGAGUAUCGCUUUCAAAAUGGUCAGUGGACCGAGUGGAAAUUUAUCGGUAAAACACCAGUGGCCCGUUCUGCCCACGGUGCGGCUGUCUACGACAAUAAAUUAUGGAUAUUUGCGGGAUACGAUGGGAAUGCGCGUCUGAAUGACAUGUGGACGAUAUCCCUGUUACCAGGGGAGUUGAGAAUAUGGGAGGAGGUUGUACAAUCUGGUGAUUGUCCUCCAACAUGUUGCAAUUUUCCCGUAGCCGUUGCCCGAGAAUCAAUGUUCGUAUUCAGUGGCCAGAGUGGGGCUAAAAUAACGAACAGUCUCUUUCAAUUUCACUUCAGGGAUAAACGCUGGACACGUAUAUCCACUGAGCACAUAUUGCGUGGUGCACCACCACCACCAGCACGUCGUUAUGGCCACACAAUGGUAUCAUUCCAUCGACAUUUAUAUGUAUUUGGUGGUGCAGCUGAUUCGACACUUCCGAAUGAUCUUCAUUGCUAUGAUUUAGACACACAAACGUGGAACGUUGUCAUUCCGUCUAAUGACAGUGAGAUACCCUCGGGUAGACUCUUUCACGCUGCUGCUGUAAUUGCUGAAGCGAUGUAUAUAUUUGGGGGUACCGUUGACAAUAAUGUACGCUCCGGUGAAACAUACAGAUUUCAAUUUUCUUGCUAUCCAAAGUGCACAUUGCACGAUGAUUUUGGAAGAUUACUGCUGUCGAGGCAAUUUUGCGAUGUUGAAUUUAUCGUUGGUAAGGAUCAGAUGGAGAUGAAAAUACCAGCGCAUAUAGCUAUGGUAGCGGCGAGAUCGCAAUUCUUGAGUGGAAAGAUCAGGCAGGCUAGGGAAAAACGGGCUAAACACCUUGUGGAGGUUUUUGGUACAGUUGACAUACCUCAGAAGGAUAUGCCACUGUUGGAAGUUAAAUUAGAGGAUGCUGUACCGAAGGCUUUUGAGAUGGUACUGAAUUACAUAUAUACUGAUAGAAUUGAUCCAACCAAAGGCGUUGAUGACCCGGAACCUGGUAAUCUCAUUGUCCUUUUGAUGAUGGAUGUCUAUCGAUUGGCAGUUCAAUUUAACAUGAAACGCCUCGAACAGCUGUGUGUUCAUUAUCUCGAGGCGACUAUUAAUCAUGCUAACGUGCUGGAAGCCCUUCACAAUGCCGCACAUCUCGAGCUAUAUUUCAUCAAGGAAUUUUGCCUGAGUUUUGUUGUCAAGGAUAGCAAUUAUAAUCAAAUUGUCAUGAGUCAGGAAUUUGAGACACUUGAUCAGCCGUUGAUGGUGGAGAUAAUAAGGCGAAGGCAGAUGCCACAGACACGUAGUUUUUCGAAACAUUAUGAACUUGGAACGGGAACAACAUUGGAACAGGAUAUGGCGAUAUUUUUGAAGAGCGUUGGAAAGGAAUUUUGCGAUAUUACUUUGAUGCUUGAUGGUGUACCAAUACCAGCUCAUAAGGCUGUACUGGCUGCUAGGUGUAGCUAUUUUGAGGGAAUGUUUAGGUCGUUUAUGCCGGAGCAUAACACCGCUAAUAUACAAAUUGGGGAGAUGAUUCCAUCGUCAGAGUCUUUUGCGUCGUUGAUGAGGUACAUUUAUUAUGCAGACGUUUCGAUGCCACCGGCGGACUCUCUUUACCUGUUUACAGCGCCGGUAUUUUAUGGAUUCACCAAUAAUAGGCUUCAGGCAUUUUGCAAACAAAAUUUGGAAAUGAAUGUGACUUUUGAAAAUAUCAUUCAGAUAUUAGAGGCGGCGGACAGGAUGCAAGCAUGCGAUAUGAAGAAAUACGCUCUCAAUCAUAUCGUUCAUCAUUUUAGUCAGGUCGCUCGACUACCCAGGCUCAAACAAUUGAGCAGGGAGCUGCUGCUCGAUAUUAUUGAGACAUUGGCUGAUGAACAGGGGGAGGCACGCACUUGUCAGGACAUGACUAGCGAUUGCUGACUCGUUUUCGGUCAAUCAUCGUGAUUGCCAGCCUGGGCAUAGGAGUCUGCUGUGAUGGGUGCGAAAGGGGGGUGGGGGGAGGGUUUGUAGGUUAUAAAGAGGUGAAGACUUUUUCGUGAGCAUCGAGUAGAAAUUUUUGGAGAGAUUUUUGUUGGAAAAAUUCUAGAAGUGUCAGAGGAAAGUUAAGGGAAGUCCACUAUUGUUCUCCAGUAUCGCAGGACUUUGCUUAUAAUUUCUUGAAGAAUAUGUUUAGAGCAGUUGUGCUGUGGUGUUGAGGGUACUGAUGAAUUUUAUGGUGAAAGAUCGCUUUAUUUAUUUAUUUAUUUUUUUCAAAAUUAAAAAAUUAGAUCUUGAGGAACUUUUAUGGAAUAUCUUAUAUUUCCAGAAGCUGUACUGGAAUUUUUUAGAGGAAUUUCUCUCCAUAGAGUCUUUGAAAUGGGCUUUCAAGGUGCAAUACUAUUUGGAAUAAUUUUUUAAUGUACGUUGUUUGUGUUUAUUUAUUCAAAAGUAUAUUCGGAAGUUUUUGUACUUUUGUAAUGGGAUAUUUGAGCUCUUAUUUGAACCUCAAGGUCGCCGGAAAAUUCAGUAUUUUAAAAUAUUUAAAAAAUCAGACAACAAUUGGAAAGUUUACUUUCAAUGAAGCUGGACGGAAUCGGGAAUUUCUCAUUUUUACGAGUUUUAUAACUAAUUUAUAAACAAUUAAAUUUUUUUCGGAAACCGAUCAAAGUUAUUUAGAUGCAGAUUAUUUCAAAUAGUAUUUUUCAUGGUGAAACCAUAUAAAUACUUUUCAAUUUGCUACGUUUCAUGGCUCUAAAAGAAAUAACCAUGGAUAUUUGGAUUCGUAAUUUGAAUAUUAUUCUAGCCUUAGCCCUGAUAAUUUUAUAGGGAUAACGAAUGCAGCGAAUUCAUAAAUUGUGAUGUAAAUAAAAGUACUGUCGAUAUAGGAUUACGGCUAGUGGAAACACAAUAUUGUUGAAUACUUAGAGGUAUUAAAUAAUCAAUAGUCGUUCGAUAUUUAAUUAUAAAUAA
Molecule: messenger RNA, 3660 nt
Organism: Diachasmimorpha longicaudata
Lineage: Eukaryota; Metazoa; Arthropoda; Insecta; Hymenoptera; Braconidae
Gene: Lztr1
Product: leucine-zipper-like transcriptional regulator 1
Exons: 4
Coding region: 352-2631 (759 amino acids)
Cellular component (GO): Golgi apparatus
Molecular function (GO): protein binding
Source: RefSeq, a predicted model, not a curated record